Messenger RNA from Naegleria gruberi, 474 nucleotides. RefSeq lists its product as uncharacterized. Bases 1 to 474 code for a protein of 157 amino acids. NCBI's taxonomy places the organism in Eukaryota, Heterolobosea, Eutetramitea, Acrasida, Naegleriidae. The transcript has a single exon. The record is from RefSeq and is a predicted model, not a curated record.
AUGCCUCUUACAGCCGAGGAAAAGAGCUCAAUACGAGAAAAAUUCAGAUACAAAGUCGAUACAACCUCGGUUCAGUUUUAUGACAAGAUUAUCAAGACAGAUACUGUCAGACCUGAUUUAAAAAUUGAAAUUGAUGGAAGGAAAUUCAUAUUUGAUUCAAAGCACUAUAAUUCUAAGAGUGUGAGAAAAUCGCCUCUUAUUGGGAAAGUAAUUAUGGGAAGUGAUGAAUCCAAAGUGAAAAAGAAUGAAGUAAGCAUUUACGAGGUUGUAAAAUUGUACAGAGAUAUUCAUGCAUUUCGAGCUGAAGGUGGUGGUUUAGUUUUAUCGCCAACAACUAUAUUGAGCUACUCUGCCAAACUUUUAAUGGAAGAAUUGAAUCUUAUCACCAUCAAAAUGACCAAUAGGAGAUCGAGUCCAAAUACUAUCAAGAAUGAAAUUAGGGAAUUUAUCACAACAGACCACUCUACAAAGUAG